Cottoperca gobio is the source of this 3545-nucleotide messenger RNA. RefSeq names its product MYC-associated zinc finger protein b (purine-binding transcription factor) (gene mazb). Gene Ontology annotation, biological process: regulation of gene expression. Gene Ontology annotation, cellular component: nucleus. The transcript has 7 exons. Bases 110 to 1585 code for a protein of 491 amino acids. The record is from RefSeq and is a predicted model, not a curated record. NCBI's taxonomy places the organism in Eukaryota, Metazoa, Chordata, Actinopteri, Perciformes, Bovichtidae.
ACAGGCGACUGUUUGCGCCUCAAUCACCGGUGGGCCGAUCAAAACCAUGCAAAGGCUGCCCUGCUCGAUCUCAAUCAGGACUUUAUAAUCUCCAUCGCUGUGGCGCAAAAUGGAUGCUGCUUGGAGCAAUUUUCUCUUCCAGAAUACUCCCACCCAAAACCAAGUGGAGGGGAGCCUCCAAUCAGAGCUCAUGCAAGUGCAUACGAGUUCUCCCCAAACCCCACCCACAGAGCACAUAGCACAGCCUCCUUCAACUGUGGACACUGCUGCUCUCAGUGAGGAACCCCUGCCUGGUGAGGGACACUGCACUGCAUCCUACACCUGUGGAGCUGACAAGAUGAAGGCAGUGUCUCGGCCGGCCCGCGUGCCCCACAUCUGUGCCAUCUGCAACAAGCAGUUCAAGAACAACUACAACCUGCGGCGGCACCAGUCGGUCCACACUGGGGUACGCAUGAAGGACAGGGCCAGAGAGCAGGCGGAGGGGGCAAAGGAGGGAGCGGCGGGCCAGGUGGCGGCCCCGUCGGCGAUGGCGGUGGGGGCUGGAGGGAGGGUGGAGAGGCCCACUGUUCCCCUCUCCCUGCUACACCUCUCCGCACCUCCCCCUCUCGGCCCUCCCGGCGUGCUGGCGGGGGCCCUGCAGCCCCCUCUGAGUAGUCAGGAUGGUGAAGGGGUUGCCAUGGCUAACGUAAUGGCUAGUGUUAACCCCCACGCUCCGCCUCCUGCUGCUGUCGUCAUGGCCACAGGGGCGACAGUACAGCGGCCCGCAAAUCCCAACCCAAACCCGGUGAGGAAGAACCACGCCUGCGAGACAUGCGGGAAGGCUUUCCGCGACGUUUACCACCUCAACCGCCAUCGCCUGUCCCACUCAGACGAGAAGCCGUUCUCCUGUCCCAUCUGCCAGCAGCGCUUCAAGAGGAAGGACCGCAUGAGCCACCACGUGCGUUCCCACCAGGGCGGUGUGGAAAAACCUUACGUUUGCCCCCAUUGUGGCAAGGCCUUCUCCAGGCCUGACCAUCUAAACAGUCACGUCAGACAGGUGCACUCCUCGGAGCGACCCUUCAAAUGCCCGACCUGUGAGUCCAGCUUUGCCACGAAGGAUCGUUUGCGUGCGCACAUGAUUCGCCAUGAGGAGAAGGUCCCCUGCCACAUCUGUGGGAAGCUCCUGUCUGCUGCUUACAUCACAGAUCAUAUGAGGGUGCACAACCAGUCACAGCACCACGCUUGCCAUCUCUGUAACCGCAGCUUCACCACGCUGACGUACCUUCGUGUCCACGCCCAGAAGCACCACGGCCAGGAGUGGAAGGACAGUCCGGGGGGCUUCGGCGGCACAGCCUCCGGUGGCAUACUCGUCUGCCACUUGUGCGGCAUCCACUGCAAGACACCCACCCAGCUCCAGGGGCACAUGGGCACCCAUGGCAACAGCCAGGGUAUCCCGAGUCCCAUCACCUCUAAUGUGGCUGCCAGCAGCUCUGUCUCCCUUAGCAACAUGGUGACGGCGCCUACUGUGUAUGUCACCGGCAACACGGUGGUGGACUUGCUUGUCACAGACUGCUCGAGCAUUGCGGCGCCACAGUCCCACAGUUAGCAGCAAUAAUAACCUCAAACCUUUAACAGAGGGCAAGGUUAGAGAAGGUUAAAGUUACGAGUAGAUGUUGAUUCGGUUUCACCUUUGUAAUGUUCCCACUUACAGUUAAGGGGUUAGGAUUAAAUAAUAAGGGGGGGGGAUUAACUCCAGUCAGCGGUCAAGGGCAGUAUCACCUCAGAGCUGCAGAGCAUCGGAGGAAAGGAAGCUGUAUUAAUAGAGCAAUGAACUCACAAAAAAAUAAAUGACCUUCGUGGCUGCAGCAAGUUUAUUGACACUAACGACAAACAUGGAUGUGUUGUCCAAAUCUCGUGCUUUUAAGACUCCAAUGAAACUGUGGUAUUGUGAGCAUCUACUGUAUUACUCUCCCCUCUCUGCCCUCUCUCUCUGGCUCCUCCCCUUAACCCUGGCAUUGGCUGCUCUCUGCAAGUGCACCAAGUACUGUAUAUCUCACACCAGCUCUGAUCUUACCUCCAUUUUGCAGCUCACUUACUAAGAAUCCAAAUGGCUUGCGUUAAGUAGUAGGGAGAGAAUAGCUCUCAGAAGACGUAAUGAAGAAACCAGUAGAAAGGAAAGUCGUGUGUGAGUGUGUGUGUGUGUGUGUGUGUGUGUGAGUCAGGGUUUAGCAUGUUAGCUUGUUUGUUCACAAAACUAAAAAUCAACAUUUGAUUUUGCAAAGCUGUGUUGGCAGUUUAUUAAGUCUCUCGAGGGCUGUUUGAUCAGGACAGGAGGCCAUACGUGUGGCGGUCGGUAUGGAAUUGUGGGAUGUACUUUGUUCAUUUGUUUCCUAAAAGGUACAGAGAUAGGAAUAAAAGUUGUGUUCAGGAGUGUCAAGCACCUUAAAUCGUUAUUGUUUUGAUUCAGCGAGGAUCAAAAUGGGUUUGAGAUUUCUUGGAUUUUCUUGCUCUCGAGUCUUCCUCUCUGCGUCUGGCCAUAAAAAUAAAAAUGAAAAAAAGAAACAUAACUGCUAAUCAACACUUCAGCUUCUGACAUGGCAACUCUUGCACCAGAAAACGACCUUUUGCAUGAAAAUAAGCUAGCUCAGCUUAUUGUUAGGGAGCUGUCAUGACAAAAUAAACUUUUUCGCAGUUCCACCAAGAUAGUUGGCUGUAAACAAUAAUAUUUAUAAAAGUGUUGAUUUUUAUUCAGACCAUUUUUAACAUUGUUGGCCAUUCAUUUGAUUGUAACUGUCAUUGCCAUAGUCCUUCUUUGUUUUCUCUAUGUACCAGUCCAAUGAGUGAAACUUAUGCAUUAGAUUUUAGUCAUUUAACUCUGUAUAGCACAUAAUGCUCCGAACGCAAGUCAUUAUCGUUAUACAUUAAUCACGUGAAGAAUGGUCACAUGUCCGUUGGAUAUCUUUGGUUGCUUUUGAGUUAUAUUGUGAGUGAUGUGGUGUCGAGGAAAGGGCUUAUAAAGUCAAAAGUACAUUGGAAGUUUGACAACACCACUCGGUAUGCUGUAAACAAAUCCUGGUUUUGUACUGGAGUGCUUUUUCAGUUUUGUGUUAAUAUGUUACCUUGAAAUUCGUAGACUUGUUUCUUUCUUCCUUUUCUUUUUUUCUUUGGAAAUGUGUUCUUCCUGUUGAGAAAAGUAGUGAUUUUAUUAAUAAUUUUUUAGGUUUUUCUCCAUCCUACUAAGAAAAGAAUAAUACCUCUACCCUAGGAUUCUGUACAGCUCUUGUGAUACAUCUUAAUGCCUUAUCGUACUCAACUGCAUUUUAAUUCUUUUAUGAUGAUAUAUUUCAAAUCUUAGUCAUGGAUUCAUUAAGAAUAUUAAUGGGAUGUAUUUAUAUUUAUAUUUUUAUAUUUCUCAACAGUAUGCAUGUCUAAAAGGUUGUUAGAGCAAAAAAAAAAUAUUGAUGAUGCUUAAUACAGUCAUAAAUAUUAUGUUAUUUUGUAGAUGAAGUAGAGAUCAUGUUAUUAUUUUGUAAUUUGGACAAUUUAAAGUAAAAAGAGUAAACGGG